AUGCUAGCACGUAGUUCUGGUCUCGCUCCCGUACAGAUCUUUCAAGACAAUGCUACUGAAGAAAGGGCAGAAAAUGCUCGUCUUUCCGCAUUUGUUGGUGCUAUUGCUGUAGGUGAUCUCGUCAAGAGCACUCUUGGACCCAAGGGCAUGGACAAGAUUCUUCAGUCUGUUAGUAACCACAAAGAUGUCAUGGUUACUAACGAUGGUGCUACUAUUCUCAAAUCAAUUGCACUUGACAAUGCUGCUGCUAAAGUUCUUGUUAACAUUUCCAAGGUUCAAGAUGACGAAGUUGGUGAUGGAACCACUUCUGUGUGUGUUCUUGCUGCUGAACUUUUGCGAGAAGGUGAAAAGCUUGUCAACCAAAAGAUUCAUCCUCAAACUAUCAUCGAUGGAUACCGUAUUGCAUCAGCCACUGCACACAAGGCUCUUGAGGCAUCUGCUAUUGAUCACAGCAAAGACGCACAGCUUUUCCGAGAGGAUUUAAUCAAUAUUGCCAAGACCACUCUUAGUUCCAAGGUUUUAUCACAAGACAAAGAGUAUUUUGCUAAACUUGCAGUUGAUGCAGUUCUUCGUCUAAAGGGAAGCACCAACCUUGACCACAUUCAAAUUAUUAAGAAGCACGGUGGAAAGCUGACCGAUUCUUACCUUGAUGAAGGGUUCAUUUUGGACAAAAAGAUUGGUGUUAACCAGCCCAAGCGUAUUGAGAAUGCCAAGAUCCUUAUUGCCAACACUCCUAUGGAUACUGACAAGAUCAAGAUCUUUGGUGCUCGUGUUCGCGUCGACGCUACAGGAAAGCUAGCUGAACUCGAGCGUGCCGAGCGUGAGAAAAUGAAGACCAAAGUAGACAAGAUCAAGGCACACGGAAUCAACUGCUUUGUCAACAGACAGCUUAUUUACAAUUGGCCUGAACAACUGUUUGCAGAUAGUGGAAUCGCUGCUAUUGAGCACGCUGAUUUUGAUGGAAUUGAACGGCUUGCUCUUGUUACAGGUGGAGAAAUAGCAUCCACUUUUGAUCAUCCCAAUCUUGUUCGUCUUGGACACUGUGAUUUAAUCGAGGAGAUUAUUAUUGGAGAAGAUAGACUGAUCAAGUUUUCUGGUGUUGCUGCUGGUGAAGCAUGCACGGUUGUUCUUCGUGGCGCUACCAACCAGCUGCUUGACGAGGCUGAGCGCUCCUUGCACGAUGCCCUGUGUGUUCUUUCCCAAACCAUUCAGGAACCUCGUACUGUUCUUGGCGGCGGUUGCUCUGAAAUGCUCAUGGCCAAGGCUGUCGAAGAUAUUGGAGCAGUCACUCCAGGAAAGCAGGCCAUUGCUAUCGAAUCAUUUGCUCGUGCUCUUCGUCAGCUUCCCAUGAUUCUUGCAGACAAUGCUGGCUACGAUAGUGCCGAUCUUGUUUCAAAACUUCGUGCUUCUCAUGCCAAUGGAAAGGCUACCUCUGGACUUGAUAUGUACAACGGUGCUGUUGCAGAUGUGCGUGCUCUUGGCAUUACUGAGUCGUUUAAACUUAAGAGGCAAGUUCUCUUGUCUGCUUCGGAAGCCGCUGAGAUGAUCUUGCGAGUAGAUAACAUCAUUCGCUGUGCUCCACGCCAGCGUAAUCGCGAAUAAGAAUAGCAAAAAUGAAUCUAUUGAUAUGUAGCUUGAUAUA
Messenger RNA from Batrachochytrium dendrobatidis JAM81, 1642 nucleotides. RefSeq lists its product as uncharacterized. Gene Ontology annotation, biological process: protein folding. Gene Ontology annotation, cellular component: chaperonin-containing T-complex; cytosol. Gene Ontology annotation, molecular function: ATP binding; ATP-dependent protein folding chaperone; ATP hydrolysis activity. The record is from RefSeq and is a predicted model, not a curated record. Lineage: Eukaryota; Fungi; Chytridiomycota; Chytridiomycetes; Rhizophydiales. The transcript has 11 exons. The coding region runs from base 1 to 1602 and encodes 533 amino acids.